Hyposmocoma kahamanoa is the source of this 1262-nucleotide messenger RNA. Its product is annotated as tryptase beta-2-like. Gene Ontology annotation, biological process: proteolysis. The record is from RefSeq and is a predicted model, not a curated record. The coding region runs from base 1 to 918 and encodes 305 amino acids. NCBI's taxonomy places the organism in Eukaryota, Metazoa, Arthropoda, Insecta, Lepidoptera, Cosmopterigidae. The transcript has 6 exons. Gene Ontology annotation, molecular function: serine-type endopeptidase activity.
AUGGCAUGCAGUACAAUGCUUGCCGUCGUGGUGAAAGGAUUUGCCAAUUGGCGUAAGGUACUCGUCGACUGUUGCCCAGGGUGUGCCAGACGUACAGGAUCGGAUGAAUGCGGCAAGAGACGCGUAACAGCAACAGCGACGAAGCGCAUAGUGGGCGGCACUCAGGCGUCGCCGGGCGACUGGCCGUUCCUCGCCGCCAUCCUCGGCGGGCCCGAGGAGGUCUUUUACUGCGCGGGAGUACUCGUCGCGGACCAGUGGGUGCUUACUGCCUCGCAUUGUGUUGGCAAUCACUCGGACGUGACCGGUUGGACGAUCCAGUUGGGCAUAACGCGGCGGCAGGCGCACGCGUACUACGGGCAGAAGGUGAAGGUGCGUCGCGUGGUGCCGCACCCGCAGUACAAUCUCGGUGUCGCGCACGACAAUGAUAUCGCGCUCUUUCAGCUGGCCGUGCGCGUACGCUACCACGAGCACCUGUCGCCCGUGUGCCUGCCGCCCGCGCACCGCGAGCUGCAGCCCGGUACGGUCUGCACCGUCAUCGGUUGGGGAAAGCGCGACGACAAGGACAUGUCGGAGUAUGAACCGUCCGUGAACGAAGUGGAAGUGCCUGUGUUGAACCGCGACCUUUGCAACCAGUGGCUGGAACAUCGAGACCUGAACGUCACCGACGGUAUGAUCUGCGCCGGAUACAAGGAAGGGGGCAAAGACGCGUGUCAGGGUGACUCCGGCGGACCGCUCCUCUGCAAAGACCCCGACGAUCCAUCGCGCUGGUACGUGGGCGGCAUCGUCUCUUGGGGCAUCAAGUGCGCCCAUCCGCGACUUCCCGGCGUCUAUGCUUACGUACCCAAGUAUGUUCCCUGGAUCAUGCGACAAAUCGAAAUGUAUAACGACGAUAAUGCCAUGUCGGACAACUCGAUUUGAGGACGCAGGAGUAAACCCAAAAGAAGACGUAUUAAACCUGGACAUGACUUUAGUGGUUAGGAUAGCGCUCUUGUGCGAUAUGCGUCACCAGUUUGCACGCCAGAUGGCGCUGCGGUGCAGUGACGUGUAAGGCAAACGGAGCAAAUUGUAACGGAGAAGUAAUUUUUUUACGAUGACUUUAAAUUAAACGACAAUAAUUAAAGUAAACGACAAUAAUAAUGAAAAAUGUGUGACAAUAAAGGCGAAAUACUUGAAAUGGCUAAAUAAUUUUACAUAUCACUCGAAUAUCGUGUGAAGUAAAUUAUGUGCAGCUGUGAUACUAUGAAAUUCUUUGUAAAGAAAUU